This is a messenger RNA of Austrofundulus limnaeus, 26217 nucleotides long. It is a transcript of the gene pclob, whose product is annotated as piccolo presynaptic cytomatrix protein b. NCBI's taxonomy places the organism in Eukaryota, Metazoa, Chordata, Actinopteri, Cyprinodontiformes, Rivulidae. The transcript is spliced from 37 exons. Gene Ontology annotation, biological process: protein localization to synapse; presynaptic active zone assembly. Gene Ontology annotation, molecular function: metal ion binding; structural constituent of presynaptic active zone; protein binding. The record is from RefSeq and is a predicted model, not a curated record. The coding region runs from base 339 to 23201 and encodes 7620 amino acids. Gene Ontology annotation, cellular component: cytoskeleton of presynaptic active zone; GABA-ergic synapse; membrane.
CCCUCCAUCCGUCGGCGGUGGCACGGAGCUGGGCAGGGAUUUCCGACGAGCCUCUACGACGGAGGAUGGGGAGACAGCUCUGCUGCUGGUGAAGGAAGUCUGAUGUGGAUGCUGAGCCUGAGGAGAGCCCAGGGAGCAGCAGCAGCAGCAGCAGCAGCAGCAGUAGCAGCAACAGCAGGAAGGCUGUAGAUGCCCUCUCUACAGGUGCAGCUCCAGCCCAGGCCUCUACUGGAGAGCCAGGACAAAGAGGAGACAGUUCCUGUUCUGACUCUGACUGUCCUGUAGACUUCAGCUCCAGUGAGGAGGACGACGACAACAAAGCAGAGAAGGAAGACAAAAUGUUCUCCUCCAAAUUUCUUAGCGGGGCCAACCCCCUAAAUGCUAUGUCUUCUGCUGUAAACAAGUUCAGUCUGUUUGGAGAUGAUGGUGAAGGAGAUAAAAAAUUGUCUCAGCAAGGGAAGAAGCCCUCUGGAGAGCAGCAGACUGGAGCCGCUCAUGGAAAGGACGCUCAACAAGAGCAAGGCCCCACAAAAUCAGGCCAAGGUCCCUCUAUGCAAAAGUCUCAGCCUCCUUCUAAACAAGGUUCGCCACAGUUGCAGGGGAAUCGACAGACUGGACAACAACAGGCCGCGUCAAGUAGAGCAACAGAAAGCCCCCAAACACAACCCAAGGGCCCACCACAGCAGGGUUCACCAAAGCCUAGAGCUCAGCAAGUGGCUAAGAGUGGAGCCCAACCCGAAUCUCCCAAAAUCCCACCAGACAGACAACAGGCUCCAUCAAAGACAAAAGUGCAACAAGGUCCUGCACAGGGGCCCACAAAAGUUGGGUCAGAAUCAGAAAAGCAACAACAGCAGCAGUCACCAAAAAUUGGACAGCAAAAACAGGACACAACUAAGGCAGGUCAACAACAAAAAGGAACCCGAGCCACACCCCAGCUUCAGUCCUCUGAUAAACAACAUGGCAUUAAGGGAGCAGGCACACCUGACCUUACUCCAGCAGGGUCUCCAUCGGUGGGAGCAACCAGAGCCAGAUCUCAGUCCAAAGCAGUUUCUAAAACUCUUUGUCCAGUCUGUAAUACGGCUGAACUUAAUAUUAAUGCCAAGGAACCACCUAAUUAUAAAACCUGUACUCAGUGUAAAUUGGAAGUGUGCAGCUUGUGUGGCUUCAGCCCUCCAGACUCUGAUGGCCGUGAGUGGCUUUGUCUUACCUGCCAAAUACAGAGAGCUCAAGGAUCGACUGAACCACCAGGACCUCCCACGAAAAAACCCCCACCAAGCAAAAUUUCUGCUUCACAGACCAAGACACCAGCUUCUGCUGAACCCAUUAGAAAAGAAAUGUCAGCACCAGGUUCACCGCAAAACAUGCAGUCGAAAUCAACAAACGUGCCACUGAAGGAUGAAGCUGAAAAAGGACCAGAAAAUCGAAAACAUGUCAGUCCAGCAUCUCCCAAGAAAAUGACACCUGAGACUCAGAGAAAACUUGGACCUCAAAAACCACAACUAAGCAGUCAAACUGGACAGACGCAAAGCAGUGCCACCUCUGCUCCCCACCAGGGUUCAGGAGGGAUUUUUGGUUUUGGUGGUUCCAAAAAGGAACCUGCAAAAGCAGAUGACACAGUGACUGGGAAGAUGUUUGGCUUUGGUUCAUCCAUUUUUAGCUCUGCAUCUACUUUGAUAGUGUCAGCUGUACAGGACGAAUCCAAAACCACUCCACCGGUUUCUCCUAAGAUGCAACCUGCAAAGGACACUAAAUCAGCUACUGGCCAAAAGUUGGAGCAAGAAAAAAAGCAACAAACUUCUCAGGAGGCAAAAGCUCAGUCAGCAGGCCAGGGUAAAUUAGCAGAGGCUCCAAAGGCGACUUCAACCUCCCACAGUGCUCCUAACAAAGGCCAAUCUACUUGUCCAAUCUGUAAGAUGGGGCUCAACGUGGGCUCAAAGGAUCCUCCCAACUACAGCUCCUGCACUGAGUGCAAAAGCAUAGUCUGUAAUCAAUGUGGAUUUAACCCAAUGCCAAAUGUAAAAGAGGGAAAAGAGUGGCUUUGUCUAAACUGCCAAGUGAAACGAGCUGCCGGAGGAGCUGAACCACAGCAAGAGACAUCCUCAGCCAGUUCAUUUAAAAAAGCAACUGCAGCCCAAUCUGCACCUCAAAAGAUGUCUGUUCAAGGGUCCCCUCAGAAAACACAACCAACACUACCUGCCAAGGCGGAAGGUCUAGACAGACAUAAAGAGGCGAGCCCAGCUGCUGGUCAGGAAACACCAAAGGAGGACCAGAAGGCAGGUCCUCUGAAACAAACAAAGCAGACAGUUCAAACUGCGCAAAAGCAGGGAAAUGCCACAAACCAAGAUUCUGGAGGAUUUUUUGGUUUUGGUGGUCCUAAAAGUCAAACUGACACAGCAAAACCUGGAGAAUCGAUGACUGGAAAGAUGUUUGGCUUUGGUUCCUCCUUCUUAAGUUCUGCUUCCACUUUGAUGACUUCAGCUGUUCAAGAUGAGCCCAAAAUUACACCUCCAGUUUCGCCUAAAGUGUCACAUGCAAAGGACUCUCAAUCUCCCACAGUAAUGAAACAAGAACAAGAGAAGAAACUGCAGGAGCCAAAGCAAGCCAUGGGUCCAAAGUCAGGAGCGCCAAAAGCAGACAAACCUUCACCAGAACCGCCAAAGAAAGCUUCAGCUUCACCUGUUGUUUCCAAGACUUGUCCUCUCUGUAAAGUGCAUCUUAAUGUGGGCUCUAAAGAUCCCCCCAACUACAACACCUGCACCGGGUGCAAAAGCACUGUUUGUAAUCAAUGCGGAUUUAAUCCCACGCCAAAUGUUCAGGAGGUGAAGGAGUGGUUAUGUCUAAACUGUCAGGUGCAGAGAGCAUUGGGGGCAUCUGAGCCUCCAGGAACUCCCAAGAUGAAACUACAGGCCUCACCAAAUAAAGCUGCUAGUGCACAAAAUAAGGAAACUCCUUCUCAACAGAAAGACAUAUCAACAAUUGGAAUAUCUAAGGAGAGCUCACCAUUAGGCUCCCCUCAACGGAACCCCCCAAAACCAGCCGAGCAGCCAAGGUCCAAAAGUCCGAAAGAUGUCAGUUCAGACGCUGGCCAAAAAAUUGCACAUCAAGUUCAGAAGACCGGCCCCCAAAAACCAGCAGACCCCACUAGCCAAACCAGACCAGAGAAGAGUAAACCUCAGUUUGAUAGUGCAAAAGCUGCUGAAUCACUUGGUGGAAAGAUGUUUGGCUUUGGUUCUUCCAUUUUCAGUACUGCAUCUACUAUGAUAUCUUCAGCCGUACAAGACGAAUCAAAAACAACGCCACCUGUUUCUCCUAAAAUGCCAGUUGCAAAAGAAACCAAAUCAUCCCCUGUUCAGAAGCAUGAGCAGGAGAAGAAACCACAACAGAUUCAACAACCCAAGACCUCUCCUUUGCUACAACCUCGAGUAGAAAAAGGGCCACAAGAGCCUCUGAAACUUCCAGUGGCUUCAGAUGCUUCAAAGGCAGGUCAAUCUACCUGUGUGCUCUGUAAGGCAGCACUCAACUUUGGCUCCAAGGAUCCUCCCAACUACAAUAAAUGCACAGAAUGCAAGAAAACUGUCUGCAACCAGUGUGGAUUUAAUCCAAUGCCAAAUGUGUCAGAGGCUAAAGAAUGGUUAUGCCUAAACUGUCAGAUGCAAAGAGCUCUUGGUGCAUCUGAACUCACAGGACCUCCAGUGAAACCACAAAGUGGAACCAACAAAACUUCUUCAUCUCCAAUGCAUAAGAAAAUAACAGCUCCGACUCGAGAGGAAAAUCAAAAGAAAGAAUUACUCAAAUCUGAAACAAAAACAGAAGCCCCAGUACCUGUUUCUUUUCAAAAGAAGGAGAGCACCACACAAGGUUCACCUCAGAAGGCACAGAGUGCGGCAGUAACAUCUGGAACUAAAGAUACUAAAGAUCCUGAAAGACCUGAAACUAAGCCUAUCCUAACUGUUAGUCAGAAAACACAAAAACAGAUUGACCAGGGGAAUCAGCCUGAACACAAGAAAGGUACACCAGAUGCACAACAUGAACCAGAAAAAUCUCCUAGUGAUCCUAAAACAGAGCCUGAUGUUUCAAAAUCAACAGAGUCCUUGAGUGGAAAGAUGUUUGGAUUUGGUUCCUCCAUUUUCAGCUCAGCAUCCAGUUUGAUAUCAGCUGCUGUUCAGGAAGAUUCGCAAACGACACCACCAGGCUCUCGUAGAAUGUCUGUUCUGUCCAAUCUUUCUUCAAAAAGUUCACCUGCAGUUUCUCCUAAAAUGUCACCAGCCAGGGAGAAAAAACCUCUUCCUCAGAAACCAGAGCCAGAGAAGAAAUCUGACCAGAUUCCCCCAAGCAAAGAUGGAAAUGCUUCACCACAGCCGUCAAAAGUCUCUCAAAGAGGUCCAGAUGCAGGCCAGAAAACCUGUCCACUUUGUAAGACUGAGAUGAACAUCGGCUCGAAGCACCCUCCAAACUACAACACCUGCACUAAAUGCAAAACCACUGUUUGUAACCAGUGUGGAUUUAGCCCCAUGCCUGUUGGAGAGGUAAAAGAGUGGCUUUGUCUUACAUGUCAGAUGAAAAGAGCAGUUGGAACAUCUGACCCUCUGGAACCACCCAUUUUAAAGUCCCAAACAUCGCCCAAUAAAUUUCCUAUAUCUGCUCCUGCUCAGCCAAAAGAUUCCAAUCUGACUGCUCCUCAAAUAAAAGACCGUCCUGACCCUGUGGAACAAACAAAGGAGACCUCAAAGGUUGUCUCUUCCCAGAAAAAACUAUCUGAGGCUGAUGCUGCUUCACUGAAACAAACCACAGAUCAAAAAUCAACUGAAGAAAAAACAAAACCGAUUCAGAAGAAGGUUCCAGAUCAGCCAAGCCAACCUGAACGCAAACUGAGUAACGCUACUCCUGAAGCACAUCAAGAGUCAGGAGGCUUGUUUGGUUUUGGUGAUUCUAAAUCUCAGCCUGAAGCGACAAAGGCAGUGAGUGGGAAGAUGUUGGGAUUUGGUUCUUCCAUAUUUAGCUCAGCCUCUUCUAUGUUAAACUCCAUCAGCAACACAACACCACCGGUUUCUCCCAAGGGGCCCCCCAAGAUGUCUCCUGCAAAGGAAUCUAAAUCUACUGUGCAGAAAGUAGAACAGGAAAAGAAACCAGAUCAGCCCCAGAAAGCAGAGGGUCAACCAUCUUUAAAGCCCAAACCAGAUGAAACCAAGUCUCCUGCCUCACAGAAACGUGAGCCUCAGAAGCCAUCCUUAGAGACAAAGACAUCUCCAUCACUACAACCCAAAGUGGACAAAACACCACCAGGAUCGUCAAAUCCAGAAGCUGGUCUUCAAGAAAGUGUCAAAUCAGGCCAAUCCACCUGCCCACUGUGUAAGAUCAAACUCAACAUGGGCUCCAAGGAUCCACCCAACUACAAUAACUGCACUCAAUGCAAGAAUACUGUCUGCAACCAAUGUGGAUUUAACCCCAGGCCAAAUGAAACAGUGGUUAAGGAAUGGUUGUGUCUUACCUGUCAGAUGCAGCGGACCCUUCAAGAGACAGAGGCCCCAGAUAUGGCUUCUCUCAAAUCGCAGCUGUCUACCCCUAGCACACCUGAGCCUGGAAAGAAAGAGUCAUCAGCACCACAGUCACCUCAAAGGAAACUGUCAGCAAAGGCACAGCCAGAUAUAUCUGAGACUGCUAACAAGCCAGUUGUGCAGAAACAAGCCAGUCCAGUUCCUUCUCAGAUAAAAACACAAGAGCCACAGAAAACAUCCGGCCCAGACAAAUCACCAGGUCAAACAAGAUCGACUGAACGGAAGCAAAGUAAUGCUGCUGCGACACCACAGAAAGAUUCAGGAGGCUUCUUUGCAUUAGGUGGUGGUAAAACUCAGCCUGAAGUGGACAAGUCAGCAGAGUCUGCAAGUGAAAAAAUGUUUGGCUUUGGUUCCUCUAUUUUCAGCUCUGCAUCUAAUUUCAUUACCUCAGCAGUUCAGGAUCAGCCUAAAACCACUCCACCGGUUUCUCCUAAAUUAUCCCCAGCGAGAGAGUCUAAAUCUCAUGCUGCUCAAGAAAAGACAAAACCAGAGCUUGAUCAGACCAAGACAACUGAUGUAAGACAAGCCAAAGUGGACAAUGCUCCACCAGAACCUCCAAAGACAACAGAAGCCUCAAAAUCUGCAGUCAAACCAGGCCAGGCCUCAUGUCCACUGUGCAAGGCUGAACUAAACAUUGGGUCCAAGGAGCCACAUAACUACAAUACAUGUACUCAUUGCAAGAACAUAGUCUGUGACCAGUGUGGAUUUAAUCCUAUGCCAAAUCAGUCAGAGAUGAAAGAGUGGUUGUGUCUGACUUGUCAGAUGCAAAAAGCUCUCGCAGCUGAUGUAUCAGGGCAGCCUCCAUUUAUGAAACCUCAGGCAUCACCAAGCGGUGUGCCCUCACCUGCUACUUCCAAAAAAGAUGUCACUGCCAAUCAAAACAAAGAUGUUAUUUCCACUGAAAAAGUGGGAGUAAUAGACAAAACUCAGAGGGACAGUUCAACACACGAUGCAGCACAAAUCAAAGAGGAGAUUUUACAAACAGCUGGUGUUUCAGGCCAAACAAAAGAAGAGAAGCCCAGUUUGCCACCUGCAGGGGAUGUUCCAACUUCCUCUGCACCUCAAAGCAAAAAGGCAGAGCCUGCUAUUUCAGACCUUGUAAAACCAAUACCUGCUGAAGCCCUUUCUGUCACCACAGGAGGUGAAAAUGCAGUUCAGAAGAAAACUCCAUUAAGUUUCAAACCGUCUGAAGUGACUUCUGAACAGACGAAGGAAAAUGUUGAAGAGAUUAAAAAAACAGCAGAUCAGCUUGUGAAACCCUCUCCUCAAGUUUUGGACAAGACAUCAGGAAUACAGAUUUCUCCAAAGUCCAGUCCUCCAGUUUCUCAAAAGAAGCCUCCACUAAGGGAGGCUGAACAGAAACAGGAGCGACAGACCGAACCAGAAAAGACACCAGGCAAGCCUCCAGAGCAUAAGCCUUCAGCAAUAAAACAGAGCAAAGCUGAUAUAGAAUUACAAGACUCAGCAAAACCAGAGGUUCCCAAGGAUGCCCUCAAAUUGGGUGGAUCUACUUGUCCACUCUGCAAGAUGGAGCUUAACAUGGACUCUAAAAACCCUAACUUCAACACCUGCACUGACUGUAAAAGCAUUGUCUGCAACAAGUGUGGAUUUAGUCCAAUUCCAAAUGUGAAGGAAAAGGAGUGGUUGUGUCUUAACUGUCAGAUGCAAAGAGCACUUGGAGCUUCUGAACCUCCAGGGCUUCCUAUGAUAAAACCACAGCCUUCACCAAGCAAAGAGAACCCUGCCACUGUACAGAAUAAAGAAACUCCAACUACAGCUUUAAUGCAAGAUAUUUCUAAGCCCCUCUCCCCUAGUAAUGAACUUGGUGACAUUAUUAGAGCCAAAGAAACAGAAAUCUCUUCUGUUGGUAUGCCAUCAAAGGAGGCUACACCUAUAGCUGUAGAUGUUUCACCAGCUCCAAAAAAGCCACCUUCAGAAAUGUCUAAAGGACAACCUGAUGCACCACAGGAGCAGACUGAAAAGGGCCCAACUCCUCUUAAGUCUGUUCUUCCAUCAGAAUCAAAAGCAGGGGAGCUGCCAUCACAAAAGCCUCCUAAAGCUUCUGUUCCAUCUGAAAAAUCUGUUCUUUCACAAGAUCAAAAGGAAGAAAAGCUACCACUAAAACAGCCGCCAAAAACUGGAACCUCCCCAGCUAAAUCCAUUCCACCACAAGUUCAGCCUGCAAAACAAGAGUCUGAGAGUUUCUUUGGCUUUGGCCGACCCAGAACGCCACCUACUGCAGCAAAAUCUGCAGAGUCCGUGACAGGGAAGAUGUUUGGCUUUGGAUCAUCUUUCUUAAGCUCUGCAUCCACUUUGAUUUCUUCUGCUGUGCAGGAUGAAUCUAAGACUACACCACCAACUCAACAUAAAAUGUACACGGCAGACAAAGUCAUUCCAAAAGCUACACCUCCAGCUUCUCCUAAAACAAUACAUGUGAAGGACACCAAACUACCUCCUGCACAAAAGGCUGAGGAACAGAAGCUAGAGAAGCUUGAGCAGAAUAACAUUCAUUCAGCAGAACAAUCCAAAGUGAGCGAUUCUCCACCAGAGCUACCAGCAGACCCCAAAGAUGCUUCAAAAGCAGAUCAGUCAAUCUGUCCACUCUGUAAGAUCAAACUCAACAUGGGCUCCAAAGAUCCACUCAAUUAUAAGACCUGCACAGAAUGCAAGACUGCAGUCUGUCUUCAGUGUGGCUUUGAUGCGAUGCCAACUAUAUCAGAGGUAAAGGAAUGGCUUUGUCUAAACUGCCAGAUGCAGAGAGCUCUGAAAGCACCUGAGUCCAUGGGACUUCCUGCUGUAAAACAACAGCCCUCACCAGGCAAGGUCUCCCAGCCUCUUUCUGAGCAAAAGGAAAAACCUGUAGAAGACAAGCACAUCCAUAAAGAUGACACUCAAACAACUUUAAUACAAAAAGAAACCCAGGAAGCUAAAGUCCCAGUAUCAUCUCCAGCUGACAAGAUGGUUACAGCUCAGAGAGAUGCUGUGCAAAAGGCACAGGUGGUUUCAGCUACCGAACAAGGGAAAGCAACAACUGUGACAGAUCAGCAGAAAACAGCUGAAAAACAGCAACAAGUACAGGUUUCUUCAAGGACCAUGCCAGCAGUAAAGCCAGGCCUUACAAAACAAGAAGCUGGUAAGCUACCCUCACAGCCCUCAAAAUCAACUCAACCUGCCAAACAGCCUACUCCAGUUCAGCCAACUAAAACAGAUUCUGGGGGUUUAUUUGGCUUCGGUGCUCCUAAAGCACAAACGGCAUCAGCAAAAUCUGCUGAAUCAGUCACAGGAAAGAUGUUUGGUUUUGGUUCAUCUUUUCUUAGUUCUGCAUCUACAUUGAUAACCUCAGCUGUUCAUGAUGAAAAUAAGACUACACCUCCUACUCCAAGAAAGAUGUCUACUACAGCUCCUGUCUCUCCCAAAGAAACACCCCCUACUCCAAGGAAAAUGUCCACUACAGCUCCCGUCUMUCCCAAAGRAACACCCCCUACUCCAAGGAAAAUGUCCACUACAGCUCCYGUCUCUCCCAAAGAAACACCCCCUACUCCAAGGAAAAUGUCCACUACAGCUCCAGUCUCUCCCAAAGGUACACCUCCUAUUCCAAGGAAAAUGUCCACUACAGCUCCCAUCUCUCCUAAAGAAACACCUCCUAUUCCAAGAAAGAUGUCCACUACAGCUCCCAUCACUCCCAAAACUACACCUCCAGUUUCUCCUAAAAUAACCCCUUCAAAGGAUACCAAACCACCUGCUGCACAGAAAUCAGAGAUACCUCAACAGGCCAAACCUGGUCCAUCAGCCCAAGAAAAAGUAGCGAAAGCUCCAACAGAAACUCUGAAAUCCACAGAACAGAUCAAUAUUGCUUCUAAGACAGGUCCACCCACCUGUCCACUUUGUAAGGUUGAACUCAAUAUGGGCUCGAAGGACUCUCCUAAUUACAACAACUGUACUGAUUGCAAGAACACUGUCUGCAAUCUCUGUGGAUUUAACCCCAUGCCCCAUACAGCAGCGAAGGAAUGGCUGUGUCUGAACUGCCAGACUCAGAGAGCCUUGUCAGGAGCACUGGGAGAUGCAGGAAUGAUUCCUCAACCUUCACAUUUGGCUGCCAAGCAAGAGACCCGGGCUAAACCUGCAACAAAUAUCACAGAGCCCAAAACUGCACCCACAAAAGUAGAGACCAAAACUUCAGCCACAAAACCACAACCUGUUCCCACUCAAACCAAGACAAUAGAAAUACCACCAACUACAAAAGCAAAAGCAGAAUCAGUCAAGAUGGAAACCACUAAGUCCGUACCUUCCAAACGAAGAGAAUCUGAAACAACACCAACAUCUAUAAAAGUAGAGCACCCUACUGAAGCCACAAAACCACAACCUGUUCCCACUCAAACCAAGACAGUAGAAUUACCACCAACUACAAAAGCAAAAACAGAAUCAGCCAAGAUGGAAACCUGUGAGUCCAUACCUUCCAAACAAAGAGAACCUGAAACAGCACCAACACCUUCUGCUGCAGGAAAACAACCUUCUACAACUACACUGGAACAAUUAAUACCAGAGGCUGCAUUGCCAAAUGCCAAAUUACUUAAGGCUGAAAUAAUGCAAAAUAAAGAUGAGAUAGUGGUGAUGGAUAAAAAUAUGACAGAAACCUCAAAAUUCCAAGAGUCUAAACCUGAUCUUCUCAAAACUGAAAGUGAUGCAGAACCAUGUAAACCUCCUGUUUCAAGGUUUGAGGACAAACAUGUCCCCAUAGCUCCUUGUGAUGCAAAAGUUGUUCCAGAGAAGGAAUCAAAACCAGAACACCUUGUUCCAGAGAGUAUAGUUCCAGAGGUUCAACAUUUAGAUCAAAUCCAACUGAAAGAACCAACAAGUUCUCUGCAGCAAGUUCAACUGCCACUGAAGUCACAAGAACAUCAGGCAGCAACAGAAGAAAAAUCGACUGUGGCAGCUGAAAUCAAGAAAGUGGUUAUCACAGAAGAAAAGAUUGACAUUAUCUCAACUCAAGAGUCUCAACCAGUGUCUACAGAUAAACGUGAAACAGAUGAGAUUUCAAUGAUUAAAAGAAAGAUUUCAACAUCUAACGAGGAAGCUCAAAUGAAGAUCUUAGCUGUCCCUGUAACAAGGGUUAAGAACAAUCUCCAAACAGAGGAGUCAGAUGAAGAUCAACCCCAGAUUUUACCUGUAGUUCAUGAAUUGAGUGACUUGCAUUUAAGUGAUGCAAGAAAAAAUGAUAUAAAUAUAGAUCCCACUAUGCCAGUAGAGGAAAAAGUUAAAUCAGAGAGAAGACGCCUGAGUGUACAAGCUAUGGAUGAGAGCAGUGAAAGUGACCUCACGCCAUCUUCCCCCCAUGUUCAAAGAAAGAUCCUGAAAGUUAGCACUAUUUCAUCCAGCAGUGAAGAUAUCAAAACAGAAAGUGCUGAUUCCUCCAUUGAGGAAGACGAUUUCAUCCGCAAGGAGAUUAUGGGUAUGGGAGGAGAAAAGCAAAUGUCUGUGUCAGAAGAUGAGAAAGAAGACAAUAUGGCAAAUCUAGAAGAUAUCAAGAUCACUAGGCUUGAUAAUGCUUCUAUACCAGACAAAUCUCUAUUGCAAAAAGCUGACACAGAAACUACUACUGGGGUCACUACAACUCUUCAAAAUAUUCCAGAAACAACCACAACCACAUUCAAAAAAGCUAUUCCAGCCAUGAGGCAAAGACAAAGCACUGAUGAAGAAGUUGAGAGCAUUACAGAAUCUCUAUCAAAGGGUUCAUCUAGUGUUCAGGCAUCGAGCAUAACUCCAGGAUCUUCACCAACAUCAGUUUCAUCUUUGGAAGAAGACAGUGAUAGCAGUCCCCAUCACAGGAAAGUUAGAGACAAAAAACAUCGUAAAGAAAGACACAAACAACCACCCCAGCAGCUACCCACCAUUGAAAACUCCUCUGAAGAAGAAAAAAUGAAGACACAUAGUGAGCCAUUGUCUUCUUCUGAAAACGCAUCAUCUACAGAAGAUCUAAAGCAAGUAACUGUAAUAGACAAAAGUCAUAGAACAUCUGGCUCUGAGUACUCUGUCAAUUUAGAAUCAGAUCCAGAGAUUAGAACAGCAGUACAGAGAGGACGUAAACCUUCAGCUACAGUCAUACCGUACACCCCAUCUGAUCAAUUUAAAGAAAGGGACCCCAUACCGAAAUCAUUAAAGAGUGCUGAUGAAGCAUAUGAAGAAAUUAUUCAGAAAACAAAAUCUAUUCCAGGGGAGAGUCCUCCAGAUAUUGAACCACUUUAUGGAGGAAUGGCAAUAGAAGAUUAUCUUUACGAGUCCUUAGUUGAAGAACCUGAAAUCAAACAAAGUGAAUUUCAAGAAGAAGAAUCACAACUUGAUACUGGCUCUCAAUUGCUCAAAAAGCUUAGAUCCCCAGAGGAGGUUUAUGAAGAGAUGAUGCAGAAAAAGAGGGAAUUAAUCAUGAUAGAGCAAGAAUUCCAAGAAGCCCAAACAGCAUUGGAAUUUUCCUCACCGGAGACGUUGGUCCACACGCCUCCAUCAGAGGCUGAAACCUGUGUGGUGACCAUAUCUACAGAAGAAACACAUGUCACUAAACAGAUUUAUACACCUCCCCCAGGCAUGGACACUUUAACUGAAUUUCCUGUAAAGAAAAAGAAACGUCCAGCACCUCCACGGCCUUCUGAACCCCCUAAACGUACUGCAGUAACAGCUGUUCCAACUACCCAAAGUGGAUCUAUAAGUUUUGUAAGACCUAUGGUUCCUCAGGAUCCUGCGCUAAGGAAGGCUUUGUUUCCUAUACCAGAUCUUAAGAUUACUCAGUGCUCAUCCGGUGAAGAAGAGGAUGAUAGUCUUGCGGAUGAAUAUGCUAUAGGCAUUUCCUCUGACAUUACCCCUAGUGAUGACUCUGAUGCUAAAGAUGACCCAUCUCCAAGUCCACCAUUGUCUGAAACCACUGAAAUGGAUCCCAUUUGUGUGGUCUGUGAAAUGCCAGAACCAAAACCAAUUCCAAUUCCAAUAUCAGCUCCAGAACUAACCACUACACCUUCUACAGUAUCACCGGUUUCAGUCCCAACUUCACCAGCAACGCCAGAUUCCAGUUUGGCUUCUAAUGCAACCUCUUCUUCUUCAUUUCAGCCUCAAACACCUCUUUCCUCAGAUUCAACUCCACUUUCCACACCAACACCCCCAACAUCUUUUAAAGACGAGUUGCUUUCAGACUCCUCAGUGCCGUUGCCUGACACAGUUGCAACAGAACAAUUAGAUGAAACCUUAUUCCCUUGUCCAGCUUCCACCGCUGUUAUAGUUACUAUACCAGAUUUGGUCUCUGAACCAUCCAAAUCUCAAGCUACGGAUGAAUUUAAAUAUAAGUCUUUUACAGCUAUAGCUCCAACUCCACCUACAGUGCAAACAUCUAUUGCUGAAUCUGGUAAGGUUCAAAUGCCAGACUUGGUUUCGUCUCCGUCGCAGGUUCCUAAUAAAGCCACAGGUGUUUUACAAGUGUCAGCGCCAAGCUCAGCCCCUGUUGUUGUCUUAUCUCAGAGUACUGCCCAAGUUACAGCUACACCUGUCAUAGUUACAACUCCAGUUUCAGUCAUCGAUGUUUCAUCCUCUGUCAGUAUGGUAUCAUGUCUUGAGCCAGUCAUAAUCCAGAUGCCUGACCUGGUUUCAACAACAGCACCAGUUGCUGGACAACCCCCCAAACCAAUUUCAGCUCUAAUAACUACCCCAGCUCAAGCCCAAGCUAAAGUGGUACACUCAGUUCCCAUACAGCCAGCGGUUCCAUUAAUGAGACCAAUGAUAGUCUCAGCACAGUCAGAGCAAGGCCCUCCAUUAGCUUCAGCAUCCACUACUGUUAUCAAAAAGAAGGUCCCACCACCCCCUCCUCCUCGAUCUACUUCUGUAUUGUUGCCUGAGAUUUCCAAAGAAAUACCUGUUACAAAGACUGUUGUUGCAUCAGCUACAUCAGCUAUUGAAAGCACAAUGGUUGCCCAGCCAAUGCAAUCAGUAGUUGUAGAUAUACAGCCAAGAAUGGAAGUAAAUCAAUUUGACAGUGCAUAUGUACCUCAAGUAGUGACUCCAGCUAGACAUGGACAUGUAGUCAUCAUUGUGCCAAGUGUGGAAAACAUACCUUCACUUGGACCUGGACAGACUACUCAAAAUGUAGAUAACACAGAUACAAAAGUUGCUGCACAUGCAUAUGGUACUACCCAUCCAAUUUCAGAUAUACCCAGAACAGAUAUAUCCUCACUACCUCUUAGAGCAUCAGCUGUACUUACAGGUCCACCGUUUCCACCUAAAACCUCAGUGGAAGUGAAAGUUGCACCUAGUAUACCUAGUGCAGAUUUAUCACCAUCACCUCCCUCUACUUUACCUAAACCAGCUGUUUACCCAAAGUCAUCAGUUCCCACUCCAGUCACAAAUUCUACAGUAACAGUUCCACCAGUUUCCGUAGCAAUGUCUGGUUUUUACCAAGCCUCCAAGCCUCCACCACCAAUACCACCUAAGCCUGUAUCAAUUCCAGCUGGACUCAUUUUCAGCCACAAACCAGGAGAGCAUGUCAAACCACCUCCUCCUCCUGUGGCACCAAAAGCAGCAACACUGCCCAGGAUGAAAGAACCUCCAAAAGCUCUGUCUCUUAGCCUUACACGUCCUGUGGAGUCUAAAUUUGGAGCAACGUCUCCUAAAUCACCUUUGUCCCCUAGACAUGCCAAAUGUUUACAAACGUAUGUGGUGAUUACGCUUCCUUCUGAGCCUGGAUCUCCAACUGAGACAGUAACAGUCCAGGCACCUAUUAGACGAGGAUCCAUCCCAUCUUCAAAAGUUUCAAAGGUACGGACAACACAAGCUGAGCAGAAAACACCAACUGAGGCUUUUUCAGCACAGGUUACAGUAAGAAGAGCCUCUGUUCCCACUGUAAAGCAUUCUCCUCCAGUUAAUGUGGCCUCAACUUUAGCUGUACAGCAUGUCACAACCUCUGACGUAGUGGCUGCAGAUAUACAAACAAGGAGAGACUAUUUUCCCACUGCUGUGAAACCACCAUUUCCUGUGGCUGAUGUCGUUACAGUAUCAUCAGACGAAGGUUCUCCCAUUCAGGCUCAUGCUGUUGUUCCUCCAAUUAAGAAAAUAUAUAUGGAGCAACAACAACCAAUGUCUCAGCCACCACCCACAGAUAUGUCAGAAGUCACAAUGCCCCCAAAAGAAAAAGUUUAUGCUCUGCCUCAUAUAGACCAAAUCAUUGCAAGAGAACAGUUUGCAUCAUUUGUUCCUGAGCAACCAAGCAUAGUCCCAGAUGCUGAAACAAUUCCUUCAACAAUUUUGCCAGAAGAAGUGUUUCAGCAAGCACCAAAACCUAUUUCACCCAUGCAAAAAGUGUCUUUGACAGAAAUUGUAGUUGUACCAUUGCAGCCUAAACCACUGUUAGAUGAUGUGGUUUUUCAGGAUGGAAUAAUUUCAGGGCACUCAGCCAUUCCUCAAGAAGAUUCAACACAAAUAGAAGUGAUACAGAAAGAACAGGACAGACUUACUCAUGUCUUUGUCACAGACACAGUACCAAUAAAAACAUCAGUACCAAACCUUAAAGUAAUGUCUGAUCUCCCAGCAGCAGCACAAUUAGUUCAAGAUGCAGAAAUUAUGCCCAUAGUAAAAGAGGAAAUUCCUACACAGCAGGUAAAUCUUGUUACUGAAAGAGCGACUCUCCCUACAAAGGCUGAAUAUUCCAUAGAGCUCUUUGACACUUGUGUUAGAAUGCCAGAGGUUGCUGUGGUUUCUCCAGUACCUCAACCUGUCACAGUAGUGGCUGAAAUCACACCAAAACCUCGAACUUCUCAGGUAUCACCAAUACCUACAGUAGCUGAAAUGGAAACUCAUGCAACUUCUGAAACAACACCACCAUAUCUUGUGAUGGAAGAUCAACAAAUGGCAACACACUCAAAUGUUACUAAUCUUCCACAGGAAUAUGAGAUAAUUGCAUCCUCAGUAAUGGCACAUUCAGUGCCAUCACUGGAGAACAAAACUUUACAGCUUGGAUAUAAAACACCUACUGAAAUUAUUACAAAUGAUACAAAUGAAAGAACACAUUCAAUGUAUUUAUCAGAAUUACAAUAUCAUACAAUGACAGGAAUCCCAGUUAUUUCAUCUGAAGAGACUAAAUGUAGAAGAACAUCCAUAUCAUCUACAGAACAACCACAAUACAUGACAAGCGAUGUAUUUGCCUAUUCUGCAGAGUAUGAAAUGCCUCUGGAAGGGGUUACAGCUGAGGCCUUUGCACAAAUACUAAAAAUACCAGCUGAAAAAGAUGUUCCCACAACUGACUAUGCAGCUGAAGUCUACAGGAGUGAAUACAUCCCAUCAACAGAACAACAACCACAGUUAUCACCUUAUUCAUCUGAAUAUGAAUACCCUGUUGAAAUAUUAACCACUGAGGAAUAUGCCAGGAGAACCUCAAUGCCCCCUGCACAGGACAUUGCAUCUGUAGCACCAGUCACAAUCACUAAAAUUCAACAAGAGUCAAUAGAGAGCCAAGAGGUUAGAGGAACAGAAAAAGUGGUUUCUAGUAUGAGUCACAUGUAUUCUUCCUCCAUUUCCACCUCAGGCCAGCCUCCUGAAAGCCUGUCUAGCCUAGUCACUCAGGUGGUCACCACUGAAGUUCAAAGGACAACUGUUUCUGUUGUUCAUGAAAGACUUCCACAGGUCCAUCCACAAAGUGUAUCAAUCACUGUACAACCAGACAUAGCAAAAGUCCAACCUUUACCUAAGCAGAAUGGUAAAAUAAUCUAUCCUGGUGAUGUUAUUGAUCUGCGUACUAUCAAGUCUGGCAUAAAGAUGACAGACCAAGGCAUGGACCUUACUCCACCUAUGUCAUGUCGUCAGUCUUUUUCAAGUGACUCUAGUGGACAUCAAAGCACUGCAGUGCAGCCUGAAAUAGUUAAUCUCAGUGCAGAAAUUACCCCUACAACAACUUUGUCUGUUGUCACGGACAGCAUUACAAUAGUAACAUGUACAGCCACGAUUGCUUCAUAUAGCAACACUCCAGCAGAGAAACCACUUGAUUUGCAGGGCCCUGUUGCGUCAUUGCCUGUGCCUCUCACCACAUACAAACCAUUUGAACCACUAGCACAAAUCAUAUACAGACCUGUAAAGACCCCACCUAUGUAUAAUACAACAGCAUCUACAGCUCAAGACCUACCCAUCAAUCUGUCCUAUGAAGGACUUGUCUCCUCUGCAGGAAAACAGCCACUGACUUCAGCGCAAACAGUUAUCAGCAAUGGAGGUGCAGUUCUUGCACUUGAGGCUACAGGAGCCAUGGAUUUGUCAAACUACAAGCCGGUAAAAGCUAUGGUAGCUUUGUCUGGCACAAGCCCAGGAGUAGUGACCUCCAUUAUAGAGGAUGAUGGAGUUCCUGUGGACCUUACUGCUGGUCGGAGAAGCAUCUGCUGUGAUGUAAUUUAUAAGCUACCAUUUACAGGAAGCUGUAGAACACAGCCACCCGUUACAAACCAGCCUGACAAAAAACAGCCUGACAAUCGUUUUGGAUACAGGGAUGAUCACUAUCAAUACAAUAAUGCUGGACUGUACAGCAUAAAAGGAACUAAUGGAAUAAAAGCAUCAGUGUCUGACAACAGUCUGACAGAAGCAGGACUGUCCAUGUAUGAUUUCAAAAAUGACUAUGACUACCUCACUGGAUCUUCUGAUGGUGCCAUAGACUUAACUGCUACUAAACUUUCAGCUGGUGAAGCCCUUGACUACACUAGCAAAGCAACCAGAGUCUACCCUGCCAUUACUGCUCCAUACUCCCAGGUCUCUGCAGCUGGGUUUGGUGUGAACAGUGCUCUAAGAACAUCAGAUGGAAUAGUUUAUUCUUCAGUUUCUGCACCAGUUCCAUCAACUUAUGCUAUUACAACUCAGCCAGGUUCCAUCUUUAGUACUACUUUAACACCUACAUCAAAAGUCCAAGACCAGUCCUUACUCCCCUAUUAUGGCUUUAUUCCUACUACAGACCCAGGGCAGUUAGUUCCUUUUGAGGCUGAGCUAUCUAAGGAACUCCUCCCUCCAGUUUUGGCUGACAUCAUAACUGGCUAUCCAGAGAUGUACUCAGACACCACCCUGGAAGCAAUUGCUGCUUCUUUAGAUGCCCUAGCUUCUUCUCCAAUAUUCCCUGGCUUAGACAACACUAAGAUGGCUCAAUAUCAGAUGGAGAGGGAGUUUUUAGAGCUAGAGAAGCUUAAGCAGCUAUGUCUUGCUGAGGAGCUGGAGUGGGAGAGGCAGGAAAUCCAGCGUUACAGAGAACAGGAGCAGCUUAUGGUCCAGAGGGAACUUGAAGAACUUCAAGCUCUAAAACAGCAGCUUCUCCUUCAGCAAGAAGAAGAGCAUCAUGCCCACAUGGUAGCCCAGCAAGAGACUUAUGCUCAACAGAAAGAGCAGUUGCAACAAAUCCAACAACUCCAACUUCAACUCCAGCGGCAGCUAGAUGAGCACUAUGGUACCACUGGAUCAACAGGAAACAUUUUAGAAGCUAAAUAUGCAGGAGUAGGAGACAGUGGUCAGUAUUGGCCUGUCAAAGAUGAACCUAUACAUACAGAAGAAAGUCAUCUUAACUUAGUAAAGCUUCAAGCUGAUCAGGACCUUGGGAAAAAAAUACUUGAUAGUGGAGUGCAAACAGAUGACGAAGACUCAACAGAGAAGCAGCAUAUGGGAAGAAAAAAGAAGAUUAAGAAAACCAUUGAAAGCUCAGCUCAGUCUGAUGAUGAGGACCAAGAUGAAUGGGAUGCUCCCACUAAAGUUCGACGACGCUCUCGAAAGCAUAGUAAUGAGGGGAAACAUGGCUCCAAAGUGUCUAGCAUUGCCAUUCAGACAGUGGCAGAAAUAUCUGUUCAGACUGACCAUUCUGGAACUAUUAAACGACCCAAUGUACAAAUGGAUACAAAAGUAGAAAUCAUUAAGCACAUAUCAGCUCCAGAAAACUCUCAUAGAGGCGGCAGUCUGAGUUGUCAGACAGAUUCAGACAGAAGGCAUUCACCCAUUGAGGUGGGCUACAGCACACAGCUGACAGCAGAUAUCCCCUCUAAAUCUAAAGUGCUCUACACUUCAGUUUCUUCCUUAUCCCCUGAAAAGUCAUAUGGAGGGCAGAGAAUGUUAACUGCUGAUCCAACCAGAUUUUCUUCUGGCCCUCGGAUAUUAAAAGCUGGUCAGAAGUCUCUGUCUGAUCCUAAAUCACUCAGUCCUUCAACAGAAGACAGAAUCGGAGGCUACUACACUGACAGCUAUUCUGGUCGCGGUUCUCCUUCUAGUACCAGUAAGAAAGUAAAGCGAACACUGCCAGACCCCCCUCCUGAGGAUGACUCUCUGAGUGGAAGGUCAGGCUACAGCACCAACUCUGCUCGUCGCCGUCUUGCACGCAGCACAACAUUGGCCCGGGCAAAGAUCCUGCAAGACAUCGAUAAAGAACUUGACCUGGUCGAGAGAGAAUCCUCUAAACUUCGCAAAAAGCAAGCUGAGCUAGAUGAAGAAGAAAAGGAAAUUGAUGCUAAGUUGCGGUAUUUGGAGAUGGGUAUAAAUCGCCGAAAGGAAGCCUUGUUGAAGGAAAGAGAAAAGAGAGAAAGGGCCUAUCUUCAGGGUGUGGCAGAGGAACGAGACUACAUGUCAGACAGUGAGGUUGGCAACAUCAGAGAUACUAGUGGCGAAGGCCUUGAGAGACCACGGACUGCUCCACGGUCAGAGUUUGAUCAGUUCAUUCCUCCACAAACUGAGGCUGAUUCCCAGUACAACACACUAACUAGUCCCUACUCACACUAUGGUCAAUAUGUGCCUCAGACCCAAACCACCAGUCACUACACUCAGCAAAAUUUGUACCAGCAGCAGUCCCUAUACCAUCAACAGGUGUCUCCUUACCCAACACUCUCCCUCUCCCAUGGCCAGGCUCAGUCGAGCACCUACCAACACGCAUUGCUCAUGCAGCAAGGAAAGCAGCGUCAAACCACCCUGUCAGAACUGGGGCCUAAAAUUACCUCCAACUAUGAGGUGAUUCGCAACCAACCUCUACUCAUAGUGCCAACCUCUUCAGAAAGUGGCUAUGGAGUGGCUCACUUAGGUGGGAAAUAUGGCAAUUUAGACUUAAGGGUGGGAUUAGAAGAGAGGAGCAUGGCCUCUAGUCCCAUGUCCAGCAUUUCUGCUGAUUCCUUCUAUGCUGACAUUGACCACCACAAUGCCAGGAACUAUGUCCUUAUAGAGGACAUAGGGGAGCUCACCAAAGCCUCAACAGGGCUGGGCAGUAGUGGACUGGGAUCUGGAUUCAACCUCCCUGAUAAGGAGCUAUCAAAAGCCGACAGACUGCUCAGGGCAGCAGAAGCAAGGCGCACCGCAGAGGUGGCAGAAUUUUUAGGCACGUCACGUUAUGGAAAAGGAGAAGAUGAUGCUAUGGAGGAGCCUUAUGAGCUGAAGCUACUGAAGCAGCAAAUAAAGCAGGAGUUCAGGCGAGGAACAGAGGGGCUUGAACACUUAACAGGCCUUGGCCUUCCCCAGUAUCUUUCAAGCGAUAGCAGUUUGCGCCAUUUUCCAAAAGGGGAGAAAUACAGCAUUGGUAGACUUACUCUUGAAAAACAGGCUGCAAAGCAACUUCCGGCUGCAGUGCUUUACCAAAAACAGAUGAAGAACAAAAAGGCCCUUUUAGACUCCAAAGCUAUUACAAAAUUUUCCCCAAUUCAGGAAAGUCGAGAUCUUGAACCUGAGUUUGGUAGCUACAUGGGGUCUGGAGCUUCCUCUGUGUCCAGUCUGGCAGCUAGGGCAAGGUUACUUCAGGAUGAAAUUACAUUUGGGCUUAGAAAAAACUUGUCUGAGCAGCAAAAAUAUUUGGGUUCUUCCCUUGGGUCCAACCUUUCUGGUUCUCUUAAUAUCGGGCAGUCCCUUAGCCUUGGAUCAACUGUUAGGGCCACCACUCAUGAUGAUGGCACUUACCCAAGUGGCACUAGAUCCCGUCCCUCCUCUCGCCCCUCUUCCCGCCCAUCUUCUGUCUAUGGCUUGGAUCUUUCCAUAAAAAGGGAUCUCUCCAGUUCCUCACUCAGACUUAAAACGGAAGGGGAGGUCUUGGAUGCAGCAUUUGCCCCUGGAGUCUCCAGAGCAAAGCCCACCAGUUUACCUAUCAGCCAAAGCCGGGGCCGCAUCCCCAUUGUGGCUCAGAAUUCCGAGGAGGAAAGCCCUCUGAGCCCAGUGGGGCAGCCUAUGGGUAUGGCUAGAGCAUCUGCUGGUCCACUUCCUCCUAUUUCUGCUGACUCUAGGGACCAAUUUGGGUCUAGCCAUUCCCUGCCAGAAGUACAACAACAUAUGAGGGAGGAAUCUCGUACACGGGGCUAUGAUAGAGACAUCGCAUUCAUCAUGGAUGAUCUCCAAGGCGCCAUGUCUGACAGCGAAGUGCUAAGUGAGUCCAUGCUGGCUUUGAACAGAGAUGGUGCCAGAAUCUUUCAUGAAAGUAUCAGACACGCCGGAGGCACAAACUGGAGUAUAGAAGCCUACCACCUGCGGAGAGAGGACACAGAUUGGUUUGAUAAACCAAGAGAAGGGCAGCCUCAGAGCAGCCACAUGUCAGAUCGGAGACAGAUAAAACUGGUCCCGUACGUCUUUCCUCACACUCGCAUUAAGCUUAAGAGAGACAUGAAUGACCCCAGUGUUUCAGGGAAUGGACUUGGGAUCCGUGUUGUAGGGGGUAAGGAGAUUCCAGGCAGUCGGGGUGAGAUCGGAGCCUACAUUGCCAAGGUUAUGACUGGUAGCGUGGCCGAACAGACGAGAAAGGUUGCUGAAGGAAUGCAGGUGUUGGAGUGGAAUGGAGUCCCUCUAACAGGAAAGACUUACGAAGAGGUGCAGUGCAUUGUGGGUCAGCCAUGUGCAGAGGCGGAGCUCUGUGUGAGACUUGACCUUAACAUGUUGUCUGACCCUGAACAUCCACAAAUUCUGGAGCAUCAUAUCCAGCUAAAAGCUGGUGGGCAGCGUUCCCCUGGUGUAGAUCCUAAGCAGUUGGCUGCAGAGCUGCAAAAGGUAUCUGAGCAACAAGGCCCUGACAUAGUUGGGACAGGACCAGGGGGCUUGGGGGUCCUCUCUGCAUUGGAACGUUCUGCCCUCCUUCACUCAGGCACUGGGUCAGCGGCCUCCAGUGGGGUCCCAAGCCCUGGCCAGCCAGCCUCUCCUGCCAUCAACAAGAAACAGCGUCAGAAGCCAACAGAGAUGAUAAAAGCAGCUCAUCCCAUCACAGGAGAGAUUCAGCUCCAGAUAAACUAUGACAGAAGCUUAGGAAAUUUGAUUGUGCACGUCCUGCAGGCUAGAAACCUGGCCCCCCGAGACAACGACGGUUACUCUGACCCUUUUGUGAAGGUCUACCUUUUACCAGGGAGAGGUCAAGUCAUGGUUGUCCAGAAUGCAAGUGCUGAUAACAAGAGAAGGACCAAGUAUGCCCAGAGGACCUUAAACCCAGAGUGGAAUCAGACUGUCAUCUACAAAAACAUCCAUUUGGAACAGCUAAAGAAGAAGACGUUGGAGGUAACAGUGUGGGACUAUGACAGAUCUUCCUCCAAUGACUUUCUUGGAGAAGUUCUGAUCGACUUGUCAAACACAGCCCAGCUGGACAACACUCCUCGCUGGCUGCCUUUAAAAGAGCAGAGUGAAAGCAUAGAACACAGCAGAGCCCACCACGCGGCCCAAGCUCCACCAGGUUCUGGGCCAGGUCAGGGACACGGCCAGGGCCACAUAUCUGGGUCUGGACCGUGGCAUGGGAUGGGUCCAGGUCAAGCACCAGGCCAGGGAGAUGACAGCCAGGAUUCACCCAAAAACUCUGUGAUUAAGAGCAGAAGCCAUGGGAUAUUCCCUGAUCCAGGCAAAGACAUGCAAAUGUUGCCUUUGGAAAAGUCACACAGCAGUCCCGGCAGCUCUAAGUCCUCAUCUGAUGGCCAGCUGCGCUCCCAUGGCCCGUCCCGAAGUCAAAGCAAGAGCAGCGUCACUCAGGCCCACCUUGAGGAUGCUGGGAUAGCCAUUGCUGCCGCAGAGGCUGCCGUGCAACAAUCCCGCCUGCAACCAAGACUGGGACACAGGCUGGCCGAUGUCUCAGGGUCAGUGGUCCUGUCUGCCCCGAGCCUUGUCGGAGAUGCGUAUGGAGGUCUGGAUGGGGAGGAAGGGGUGGGCAUCGGAGUGGACAGUGCCAUUUUCCAAGUCCCACGCAUCGGUAAAGCUAUUCCUAACGGUACAGACAAAAACCAACAAAUCACCCCAGAGAAUGAAGGUGGUAAAACACAAGUAAUAGGUGAAAUCAAGGUUGCUCUUAAGAAAGAGGUGAAGACAGAGGGGGAUCAGCUGGUCUUGGAAAUCCUUCAGUGCAGAAACAUCACGUACAAGUUCAAAACCCCAGACCACCUGCCAGACCUGUAUGUGAAGCUGUACGUGGUGAACGUCGCCACUCAGAAAAGGAUCAUCAAGAAAAAGACGAGAGUUUGCCGCCAUGACAGAGAGCCUUCUUUUAAUGAGACCUUCAGAUUCCCCCUCAAUCCAACGGGACAUUCCAUACAGCUUUUCUUGGUGUCUAAUGGUGGCAAGUUUUUGAAGAAAACCUUGAUAGGGGAAGCUUACAUCUGGCUUGACAAAGUGGACAUGAGGAAGAGAGUGGUCAGCUGGCACAAGCUGUUUGCCAGUCCCAACCAGACCAUUCCCUAAACGCAAUUUCUGCAGACCGGUAAAAGUGAAUGCGGAGAUGAGAUCUGGCAAAAGAAUAGUUGAAAAAAAAAUUGAUGUGUUUUGUUUAUGGAGUUUUUAAGUGGUUAAAAAAAGAAAUAAUAUGAGAGUAACAUUGCAUGUUUAUCAGUCUAACACUGCCAACACACAUAUUCACCGUCUCCCUUGUCGAUUCUCUGCAGACUGCUUGAAUGCAAGCAUGCAAAUACCAAGGCAGGUACUGAGAGGUACUCUACAGCAAUAUGGCUUUAGGGCAAACAUGUUUUCUCUUACCAUGGCUCAAAUUCUACAAUCCAUAUGAGACUUUGUUUUGAUGCUGCACGGCUGAGCAAUCACAUCUUUCAGAGAGACAGAUAAUUAAAAAGAAGAGAAUGAUCAAAAGCAACAUGUCAUCUUUAUGAGAGUCUAUAUUAUGAAGGAUGUGGAUUGCUUUGGUGUACAAAAAGAACAAAACAAUGGAUAAUUUUAUUCAUAUGACAGACUUUCUAUUCAUAAAACAGUAUAAAACAUUACAAAGCCUAAAGAGAACUCAGUAAGACUGUUGACCUUUGCAAUGGGAUGAAGAUUAAAUGUACAGCAGAUAUCCCACAUGCAGAUAACAGAGCAUAUCAAAGAAUUGUACAGUGUGAUAUUUGUAAAACAUGAAAAAAAUAUAGCUUAUGCAGAAUAUAUCUAGAGUACCAGAUUUGUUCUCUUAUAACUAGAUUAUAUAUGAGACGAGGCGGACUAAAGUUCUUGCAAGAUUGAGGCUGUGGGUGGCGCACUGACAAUCCAGUAAGCAGUCCUUACUGUUAGGUGAAUGUGGACCUAUGUGAGCUCAAGGAUGGUCAUUAUCACAUUCAGUGGCUCCUUCAGGCCUCUGAUCACACCGAUGCACCUUCUGUGUCGAUCAGGGCUGUGAUCGUAGGUCGUGUCAUCAUCCAGGGACAGAUUAUUAUAUCAUUAUAUCUCCGGGCAAGUUGGAAUUCCAGUAAGAAUGAGCAGCAUCUCGUGCUCUUUCACCCAAAGCACAUGCUGUGUUGAAUGUCACAACUAUUUAGGAAUAAGGCUCAUUAUAUUUAUGUCAUGUGUGUGACAUUUUUACUUUUAGGUUGCUGUAGGAGCUUAAAGCUCUAUAUUUUAUUAAGGCCCUUCACUGUUUUUGUGGACGAGCAAUUUAAAACAAGUCGUGUCAAAACCAAAGGUGGAUCCACCGCAUUGAUUAUUGGCAGGUCUGCUUUGUGUGUAUUUGUGAAUCCCUUUGAUUUCAGUUUGACUGUGGAAAUCGUUUUCAAAUUAAGAUAAAAAAAGAAAUAAAUUAGUUAGUUGUCAAGGUUCUUCUGUGUGUCUGUGAAAAAAAAAGUUGAACAUUUUUCGUUUGUGUCAGUGACUCCCGUGAAACACAGUGAACCAGCAUCUUUCACUGCCUGUGAUCAAAAUGUUCUCUCAGGCCCAAGAGUUCAGCCAUGGCGAUGAUUCAGAAGAGCGCAUGGGGGCAGGGGGGCCGUGUCUCGAUAUUAUUGUGUAUGCAAGAAGACCCGUGUCCAUGUACUUGUUCAUGUUCGUCUGUCUGUAUUUUACCACCAAACCAACAAAAUCAAAGAAAAGAAAAGAAAUAUCAGCAAAUUUAGGUUUAAAAUGGGGCUGAUGCAACUUUUAGGAAACAACACACAAAGAGCAAGAUGUCACCUAUACAAUCAAGUUUAAUGCGGGUGGGACCAUUUUUAAACAUUAAUAAAUAUUUACCCGUGCCAACUUUUUAUUUCACUUGUAUUUGUUGGACUUCUGUUUUGUACAUUUGAUUCCAUAUUCAUUUGUUCUUUUAAUGUAAUUCUAUGCAACAUAAGUAUUUGAAUGCAUUUGAGUUAAAAAAAAAUUUAAUGUUUGGUCUGUCUAAAAAAACGUCUUAGGAGAAAAAAACAACCAUAUUUGUACACUGGUGAGAGAAAAUAUCUUAAUUUUUUACUUAUUUUAAUAUAUAUUGAUGUUAACACUUGUUAACAUCUAUAUGGAUCUUGUGCACUUUAUUACAAUGUUUAUUUUUGUUGUCUGAUUUGAACUGUCACAUGCAAUGGGUACGUUUUUGUGUUUCUGCACUGAAAUGGACUGAGUCAUGACGUAUGUGGUGGUGGCAGAAAAAAAGUCAUCAAUUGUGGUGUGCAUUUUGUAUCUUUGUGGCAAAAAGAUGAAUAGGAAUACAAACAUGUUGUUCCAUUAAAAAAAAAUGCACAAUCUUCCGUGGAAUCACCCUCAACUACUUCUCGCUCUAGUGUACUUCUCAGUCUGUGCACUCAGUGCAGUAAGUAAGACAUCUUAUUGCUCAGUCAUGACUGUUUGACCUCUCAUGUUUCAUUAGACUUACUUCAAACUAAAAACUGUUUGUUCUGAUCAGCUGUUGCCUGUGAUCGUGAAACCAUUCAUUUGUUGUCGUACUGAGGGGUGUGAAUGUGACUCAAGUUGUCUGACACGUGUACAUAAAGUGUUUAUUUUCUACAAUGAUUGAAUAUUUAUAUUGUCCGAGGUUUGAGCAUGUGAGUGUUUAAAAAAGAAAAUAAAAAAUCACAAAAGACUUAUAACUGUACAGCCAAUGGGUGUCAAUAGUUGUACAAGGGGAGUUUUAUCAAAACGUGCUGUCAACCAUUGACUGUUUGUGCAAUUAUGUCUUCUAACCUGCAGAAACAACUCAUAAGAAGAAAAAAAAAGUAACUUCAGUAGUUGUCUAAAAGUUUUUGUUCUGAAUGUUGCAUGUUUUGUUGAUGUUUUGUCUGUAUAUUUUUGCCCACAGAUUAUGUUUAAAAAGAGAGAGAAUAUGUAUAGAUUUAUCUGUAUGCUAAGAGUAAAGAGAAAUGCUUCUACAAUUGACUCGUUUUUCACUCCGUGUAAAAACAGAGCAUACGAUGUUAUGGUUUUUGUGAUUGUACACAGGAUGUGUUGAGAUAUGCAAAUUGUGCUGUAAAAAUAUUGAAGUUUCAUUUGAAUCAAAAGAAUAAAUAUUAAGAGCUAUAUUGCAUAUCCAAAA